Messenger RNA from Elgaria multicarinata webbii, 3800 nucleotides. It is a transcript of the gene CDK18, whose product is annotated as cyclin dependent kinase 18. The record is from RefSeq and is a predicted model, not a curated record. Gene Ontology annotation, molecular function: ATP binding; cyclin-dependent protein serine/threonine kinase activity. Lineage: Eukaryota; Metazoa; Chordata; Lepidosauria; Squamata; Anguidae. The coding region runs from base 262 to 1677 and encodes 471 amino acids. The transcript is spliced from 16 exons. Gene Ontology annotation, biological process: protein phosphorylation. Gene Ontology annotation, cellular component: cytoplasm; nucleus.
UUCAGGUUGUUGCUGGAAACCAGGCGCUCUCCGGGUCUUCUCUGUGCUCCAGCCCGGACGGGGAGAGCUGGGAAUAUCCCUGCCGGGAGGCGUGGACCCGGAGGAGCGAGAGAGCAGAGGCGUGGAAGUGGGACUCCGCUCCGGCCCUUUAUUCCUCUUUUAACGCCGAGGGACAAGAGAGACGGCGAGGCGAGGGCGAGCGCGGCUUCCCCUCGCCAUCUAGCCGCCGGAUCCUGCAGUCACAUUGCUGUACAGGAUACAAUGAACAAGAUGAAAACAUUCAAGCGGCGUUUUUCCCUUUCGGUUCCCCGGACAGAGACUAUUGAAGAGUCGCUGGCAGAGUUCACAGAGCAGUUCAACCAGCUCAACAACAGGAAGACUGAAGAUAUGGCACAAGGACGUCUGCACCUGGGUCAACUGAACAGGGAUAUUCGGACACAGCACAGCUCUGUUUCACCUUUGGAAGGCCAGUCUCCAACGGCCGUGCAUUACCGAAAUGGCAACCAGCGCCGCUUUUCGAUGGAGGACGUCAGCAAACGCCUCUCUCUGCCCAUGGAUAUUCAGCUGCCCCCGGAGUUCCUCCAGAAACUAGAGAUGGAAAGUCCAGAGAUUUCCAAGCCUCUUAGCAGGAUGUCUCGACGGGCUUCUCUUUCAGACAUCGGUUUUGGGAAGAUGGAGACCUAUCUUAAACUGGAGAAGCUGGGGGAGGGCACCUAUGCCACUGUCUUUAAAGGGCGCAGCAAGCUCACCAAGAACCUGGUUGCCCUGAAGGAGAUCCGGUUAGAGCACGAGGAAGGGGCCCCUUGCACAGCUAUACGGGAAGUUUCCUUAUUGAAGAACCUCAAGCAUGCAAACAUUGUGACUCUCCAUGAUAUCAUCCACACCAAAUGCGCCCUCACUCUUGUCUUUGAGUAUCUGGACAGUGACCUGAAGCAGUACCUGGAUAACUGUGGGAACCUGAUGAGCAUGUACAAUGUGAAGAUAUUCAUGUUCCAACUGCUGCGUGGGUUGUCCUACUGCCACCAGCUUAAGAUCCUACACAGAGACCUCAAGCCGCAGAAUUUACUCAUUAAUGGAAAAGGGGAAUUGAAACUCGCUGACUUUGGUCUAGCCAGAGCCAAGUCUGUCCCAACGAAAACCUAUUCCAAUGAAGUAGUCACAUUGUGGUACCGGCCUCCGGACGUCUUGCUAGGAUCCACAGAAUACUCCACUCCCAUUGACAUGUGGGGUGUGGGCUGCAUACACUACGAAAUGGUGACAGGACGUCCCAUGUUCCCAGGAUCCGCUGUAAAAGAGGAGCUGCAUUUAAUAUUCAGGAUGUUGGGAACCCCUACAGAAGAAUCCUGGCCUGGCAUCACAUCCAAUGAGGAAUUCAAGGCUUAUAAUUUCACACAGUAUCGAGCCCAGCCCUUGAUAAAUCAUGUGCCACGGUUGGACACAGAAGGAAUUGACCUGUUGACGAAUCUCCUCCUGUAUGAAGUCAAAAGACGCAUUUCUGCUGAAUCGGCCCUGCGACACCCUUACUUUAUGGCCCUAGGUGAACGGGUGCACCUCCUUCCCGAGACUGCCUCCAUCUUUUCUCUGAAGGAAAUUCAGCUUCAAAAGGACCCUGGCUGCCGAGGUUCAAGCUACCAGCACUCGGCUCGAGGAAAGAACAGGAGACAAAGCAUAUUUUAAGCCUGGUUUACUCAUUCAAUGCAUCACCAGGAAGAUGAAAGCACGGAAAGAGGAGUGGACCACAGAGAUCCCAUGGAGCUCAUCCCCGGAAUGAUAGCAGUUGGGGACACAGUACAGGAACUGCCUUGCAGUCCCAGGCUGCUUUCCAGGAUUCCACAAUUUUCACCAGUCAGGAAAAGCAAGAAGACUUGGUGCCUGCCUGCCUGGUCCAGCCCCCGUUCUUCACACAAAUAUCAGUAUACUCUAUCUGAGCAAGGAUCUUCAUCCAGCAGUGGACUGCCCUCAAGUGGGGCCGGAAACGUGGGUGCAUUCAUUGGCCACCACUGUAGAGAGAAGCAAAACAGAAGGCAGUAAGCAAAGACCAGGAUCUCACUGCAGAAUCAACACCUGCUUUGCUUCUUGUCAUGUCAUGACAAAUGUGCUGAAUUCCAUUGUUUGUUUUUCCCCCCCAUCAUGAGAUGACUCCUAGGACAACAGGCAAACACGAUGAGUAUGAUAUUAACAGCUGGAAAGCCCUUUGAUCCACUCUUAGGCAGAGCUGUCUGCCUUUGAACUGAAAAGGAAACUUUACGUUUUAACCAAGGGCAACAAAAAAAUAAUAGGAGAGCCUUUUUUCUUUGUUUUUCCUCUGUUCUGUUAUCAAGAAUGAAUCUCAAUUUUGAAAGGUACAAAGGUUUCGGAGAGAGAAUGGGAGUGGGGGAGGCCUUUUGCUGGAUUUUCUUGGCCCUCUCAUUCCAGUGUUUGUUUUCUGAACUCAAGCUGCUACGUACACACACACAAAUCCAGAUUUAGGCUUUCUCACAAGUUGGUUUCAGAUCGCAGAGCAUGAUCUAAAUCGUGCUUUAUUAGAUUUAUUAUAAACUUAAUCUCUUUAAGCCAUCCCAUGGAUCGUUCAUCAAAAACCUGCCACUAAACAAAUAGAUGCACUUUCCUUACAAAAGAGAACGGAGUUCCAACUCAAGAACUGCAAAAGCAUCUGAGUCUUUAUCAAAGCUCACUGUAAAAUGUGAAAGAACUUGAGCCUUCCUUCCAUUUGUGGUUCCUGUAGCAAAUUCUGCCUUUGUGACCAAUACCCGAAGAUGUGCCUGCCCUUUUCAUUUCUUGCCCAUGUCACUCAGGAAUGGCACUUAGUAAUAAUCAGAAAACUUUCUCAAAGACUCUGGUCACACACAUGCAUGCUCACUACAAUCUUGUGCAUGUUUACUCAGAAGAAGUAAGCCCCAUUGUGUUAAUAGGGUUUACUCCCAGGUAAAUGUGCAUAGGAUUGCAACCAUAUGGAACAUACAUUGUAUUAUGAUCAAUUGUAGUUGCUUUUUUUUCUUUUGUUUAGUCAGGAGCAGGUCCCAUUCAGGCCAAUCAAGCAAGGUCCAGUUUGGAACAGGUCCCCAGAUGGCAGACUAAUUCUCAAAAUAUCUUGCUUUGAAAGGUUUUUUCCUUUUUUAAGGAACCUGAAUUUCUGUCACUUUUCUUUCACUUUAGUUGGGUGGAGUAGAACCAGAAAGCUUGCGUCCUCUAAGCUGGAUGUCUUCUAGCGCUGCAAAUCAGAAGGCAUUGUGCAACUAUUCCCUCUUUCCCUUCUAAGGGUGCAAUCCUAUGCAUGGCUAGGGCAUGCUGGGAGUUGUAGGGCUUUUUUCUGUCUAAACAUGCAUAGGAUUGUGUCCUAAACUAAUUUUCUGGAGUAAGAAAAAAGAUGGAAGGAGUGGUAGGAAAACACAGGAAGGUUAUAAGUCUGAGACAUUGUCUGGACCCCUUAUAAAAUUCUGUGAAUGGUGCAGGGCAAUUGCUCAAUAAAGUCUCUUCUGAAAGGAGCAGAUUCUUGUAAUCAGAUAAGGUUUCUCUUUGACUGCCAUGAGGUCUUGUCAUGGUUACGUCAUUCAUACUGUACAGCCUCUGAGAAACAGGUUCCUUCAAAGUCUCAUUUUUGACAAUUGUUAAUAGAGUCAUUUGAUUUAGUGGUACUUCCACUGGCACAGUAAUCAUGCAGGAUGUGUUCUGAACAACAUUCCCAACACAGGAAUGACCUUAUCAUGGAAAUAGUCAGUUCAGGCAGCAAAUUUCAGAAGGAGGAACAAGUUACUGUCUCCAUUCUCCGAAUCUGUGACAUUUCCAGGCUAGCCAGUUGA